Messenger RNA from Mastomys coucha (southern multimammate mouse), 1461 nucleotides. Its product is annotated as PRAME family member 12-like. Gene Ontology annotation, biological process: negative regulation of DNA-templated transcription; positive regulation of cell population proliferation; negative regulation of cell differentiation. NCBI's taxonomy places the organism in Eukaryota, Metazoa, Chordata, Mammalia, Rodentia, Muridae. The transcript has a single exon. The record is from RefSeq and is a predicted model, not a curated record. Gene Ontology annotation, cellular component: cytoplasm.
AUGAGCACCUACAACCCUCUCAUACUCCAGCAGCUGGCACCAGAGGGGCUUCUGGGGAAUGAUGCCAUAGACUUCUCUGAUCUGGAGUACCUGCCCGUUAUGCUCUUCCCACCACUCUUCAUAGAGGCUUUCAAUGGCAGGCACACAGAGAUAGUGAAGGCAGUGGUGGCAGCCUGGCCCUUUCUCUAUCUCCCUGUGGGGGCACUGAUGAAAAUCCCCAUUGAGGAGAUGCUGCAACCUGUGCUGGAUGGCAUAGAUAUACUGCUGACAUAGAAUGUUCAUCCCAGAAGGUGGAAGCUUAAAGUGUUGGACUUGAGAGAUGUGCACCAGAAUUUCUGGGAUGUAUGGGCUAGAAGAAAGGAUGGAGUCCACUCAGCAGAGACUGGGAGUGAGAAGCAAGUAGCAGAGCACAUUCCUAGAAAAGCACCGAGGCAAGGUUUGAAGAUGAUCACUGACCUGAGCCUCGGCUUCUUCCUGAGCGACUACCAAGCAUGCUUGCUGCAGUAGGCCCAGCGGAGAAAGGACUCUUUGAGAAAAGGCUCUUUGAGGUUAUGCUGUCCAAAGACGAAGAUUUGUCACAUCCCUGUACAGAUUAUCAGGGAGUUAUUAGAGGUUUUCAAGCCAAGCUAUAUCAAUGAAUUGGAACUAUGCACAAACCAGAUUGUGUCUUUCCUGGAUCGCUUUGCACCUUACUUUGGAAAGAUGCAAUAUCUUUGCAAAUUAAAACUAAUCUCCAUCAACUCAAACAGGGACAUAAUUUCAGAUACAUUGCCAGAGAAAGAGGAGAAGGGUAGUGCCACAUUCCUUUCUCAGUUCUCCAAACUCAACCAUCUCCGGCAUCUCUACAUGAAUGAUGUCUACUUUUCCAAUGACAACAUGAAAUAUUUAUUCAGAUACCUGACGGCUAUUUUGGAGUCCUUGUCUAUCACUCUCUGCCCUCUCUCAGAGUCAGACUUGAAAUAUAUGUCACAGAGUAUCUGGUUUUGUCAACUGAAACACCUGCGCAUCAAAGGUAUAGUGUUAUCCAUGUCAAGAGUCACACAUCUCAGAGUUCUCCUAGAGAAAAUAGCAGACUCUCUGCACACCCUAGAGUUGGAGCACUGUAGGAUGAAGGACUCUCAGAUCAGUGUACUUCUGCCUGCUUUGAGCCAGUGCUCCCAGCUCUCCAGGAUCAAUUUCUUUGACAACAACUUCUCCAGUCCUGUACUGACUGACCUUCUGCAAUGCAUGGCCAAUCUAAGCAAGUUGACUGUAGAGAGGUACCCUGCCCCUCUAGAGUGCUAUGAAGACACGGGUGAUGUUGUGGUGGGGAGAUUUUCCCAACUGUGUCCUGAGCUUGUGGAUAUACUCAUGGCCAAAAGGCAGCUCAAGACAGUCUUCUUUGCUACAGUCCCCUGCUCUCUUUGCUGGAUGCGCUGUGUCUAUGACAUGAAGACCAGACUUUGCCAUUGUUGGCAGUAA